This is a messenger RNA of Pungitius pungitius (ninespine stickleback), 3672 nucleotides long. RefSeq names its product argonaute RISC component 1 (gene ago1). Gene Ontology annotation, molecular function: miRNA binding; protein binding; single-stranded RNA binding. Gene Ontology annotation, biological process: regulatory ncRNA-mediated post-transcriptional gene silencing. The transcript is spliced from 19 exons. NCBI's taxonomy places the organism in Eukaryota, Metazoa, Chordata, Actinopteri, Perciformes, Gasterosteidae. Bases 145 to 2721 code for a protein of 858 amino acids. The record is from RefSeq and is a predicted model, not a curated record.
AGAAGAGGAGGAGGAGGCGGUGGAGGAGGUGGGGUGGAUGGGGGGGGUUGGAGGUCUGAGACGCUUCCAGCCUGAAGGGGCCGGCGGUUUUUGGCCGUAGUACCCGGACAAGCUAGCUUGUACCCGCGCAGCUAAGUGAAUGGGAUGGAGCCGGGACCGUCUGGCGCCGUGCCCAUGGGGGCCUUUCCCCCACCCCUGCAGCAGGUGUUCCAUGCCCCCCGCCGGCCAGGCAUGGGCACCGUGGGCAAGCCCAUCAAGCUGCUCGCCAACUACUUCGAGGUGGAGAUCCCAAAGAUCGACGUCUUUCACUACGAGGUCGACAUCAAGCCCGACAAGUGCCCGCGCAGAGUCAACAGGGAGGUGGUGGAGUACAUGGUGCAGCACUUCAAGCCUCAGCUCUUUGGCGACAGGAAGCCGGUGUACGACGGCAAGAAGAACAUCUACACGGUGCUAGCGCUGCCUAUUGGCAGUGAGAAGGUGGAUUUUGAGGUCACCAUCCCAGGUGAGGGCAAAGACCGGAUCUUCAAGGUGUCCAUCCGUUGGCUGGCCAAGGUGUCAUGGCGCCUGCUGCAGGAGACUCUGGUCAGCGGUCGGCUGCAGGUCCCCCUCGAAUCGGUCCAGGCCCUGGACGUGGCCAUGCGCCACCUGGCCUCUAUGAGGUACACUCCAGUGGGCCGUUCAUUUUUCUCCCCACCUGAAGGCUACUACCACCCGCUGGGUGGGGGGAGGGAAGUGUGGUUUGGCUUCCACCAGUCCGUGCGCCCGGCCAUGUGGAAGAUGAUGCUUAACAUUGACGUGUCGGCCACGGCCUUCUACAAGGCCCAGCCUGUAAUCGAGUUCAUGUGUGAAGUCCUGGACAUCCGCAACAUCGACGAGCAGCCCAAGACCCUCACGGACUCGCAGAGGGUCCGCUUCACCAAGGAGAUUAAAGGCCUGAAGGUGGAGGUGACGCACUGUGGUCAGAUGAAGAGAAAGUAUCGCGUAUGCAACGUCACCCGGCGACCCGCCAGCCACCAAACGUUUCCCCUCCAGCUGGAAAGUGGGCAGACAGUAGAAUGUACAGUGGCCCAGUACUUCAAGCAGAAGUACAACCUGCAGCUGAAAUACCCCCACCUACCCUGUCUACAGGUGGGGCAGGAGCAGAAGCACACGUACCUGCCCCUGGAGGUGUGCAACAUUGUGGCGGGCCAGAGAUGCAUCAAGAAGCUGACGGACAACCAGACCUCCACCAUGAUCAAAGCCACAGCUCGCUCGGCACCCGACAGACAGGAGGAGAUCAGCCGGCUGAUGAAGAACGCUAACUUCAACCUGGACCCGUACAUCCAGGAGUUUGGGAUCAAGGUGAAAGACGACAUGGCUGAGGUGACGGGCAGGGUGCUUCCAGCCCCGAUCCUGCAGUACGGAGGACGGAAUCGCGCCAUAGCAACCCCCAACCAGGGAGUGUGGGACAUGAGGGGAAAGCAGUUUUAUAACGGCAUCGAGAUCAAAGUGUGGGCGAUCGCCUGCUUUGCCCCCCAGAAGCAGUGCAGAGAGGAGGUGCUCAAGAACUUCACAGACCAGCUGCGUAAGAUCUCCAAGGACGCCGGGAUGCCCAUCCAGGGCCAGCCGUGCUUCUGUAAGUACGCGCAGGGAGCGGACAGCGUGGAGCCCAUGUUCAGACACCUGAAGAACACCUACUCGGGACUGCAGCUCAUCAUCGUCAUCCUGCCGGGGAAGACGCCCGUCUACGCCGAGGUGAAGCGUGUGGGAGACACCCUCCUGGGCAUGGCCACGCAGUGCGUCCAGGUGAAGAACGUGGUGAAGACGUCCCCCCAGACCCUCUCCAACCUCUGCCUCAAGAUCAACGUGAAGCUGGGGGGCAUCAACAACAUCCUGGUGCCUCACCAGCGGUCGGCAGUGUUUCAGCAGCCUGUUAUCUUCCUGGGGGCGGACGUCACUCACCCCCCUGCUGGAGACGGCAAGAAGCCCUCCAUCACUGCUGUGGUAGGCAGUAUGGAUGCUCAUCCCAGCAGGUACUGUGCCACAGUGCGAGUCCAGAGGCCCCGGCAGGAGAUCAUUGAAGAUUUGUCGUACAUGGUGCGUGAACUGUUGAUUCAGUUCUACAAGUCGACCCGGUUCAAGCCCACCAGGAUCAUUUUCUACAGGGAUGGAGUUCCCGAGGGACAGUUGCCACAGAUUCUCCACUACGAGCUGCUGGCCAUCAGAGAUGCGUGCAUCAAGCUGGAGAAAGAUUAUCAACCGGGCAUCACCUACAUCGUGGUGCAGAAACGCCACCACACACGCCUCUUCUGUGCCGACAAGUCCGAAAGGAUCGGGAAGAGUGGGAAUAUCCCCGCGGGAACUACAGUGGACACCAGCAUCACUCAUCCCUUCGAGUUCGACUUCUACCUGUGCAGCCACGCGGGCAUACAGGGCACCAGCCGGCCAUCGCACUACUACGUCUUGUGGGACGACAAUCGCUUCACGGCCGAUGAGUUGCAGAUCCUGACGUACCAGCUGUGCCACACCUACGUGCGCUGCACCCGCUCCGUCUCCAUCCCCGCGCCGGCCUACUACGCCCGUCUCGUGGCCUUCCGCGCCCGCUACCACCUGGUGGACAAAGAACAUGACAGUGGAGAGGGCAGCCAUGUGUCCGGUCAGAGCAACGGUCGGGACCCCCAGGCUCUGGCUAAAGCGGUUCAGAUCCACCACGACACCCUGAGGACCAUGUACUUCGCCUGAGCCACACGGACCAUCUCAUCGACCCCGGCGCACCACCUCAUCCCCAUCCCUUGUUCCAGGCGACCGGUCCGGCAGACCCGCCGGUCCUUCGCCCGCAUUCCGCCCAACACGAGGCCCUUCGCCUGUAACACACAGACUCUACAGCCUCACGCACUCACAACGCUUAUUAUUAUUAUUAUUGUUGUCAUUUUGUUGUUUUUACGUCACGUCAGGACUGUUGCUCUUUUUGUGUUGAAUUUUUUUUAAACGUCGGUUUUAUUAUGUAAUUGUAAUUUACGCCACCUUCAGACUCCUGUGUAUGGAAGUAUGCAAUACGGAUGGGAGGAAAACGGGCAAAAAAAAAGAAUCACAAAACAAACUUUUUUAACUGCCACCACGAUGCUGCCUCUUUACCCACCCGGAUGCCAGUGUUCCAAGCCCUUUUAGCAUGGGGAUUCUCCGGGUCGGGGGGCGGGGCGGGGUACCGGGCAUGCACACCUAUGUGUAUCAUUUUAGCGUUGUUAUGAACUACAUUUGUGUUUUUAAUGUUUCUGAAUAAUGUUCUUUUUAAACUGCCUGAGGAGUCUGAGGCAUGGUACAUUAGCACUUAGCGUUAGCAUGUAGGUACCAGCGGUCCUGCACAUACGAGUUUGUUAGAACAUGUGGGGCUAGCCCUCUGGCCUUGAUAUUAGCAGAGAGAGAACGAGCAGGUGUAGCAUUUCGUAGACGCGGGAGGGAAGUCCUGCAGCACACUAGAUGCUGGUUGGCCAGUCCCUUAGAGAUUUAGCCUUUAGAGGCAAGCUUACCAUAGCAAUAGAGGGACCAUUUGUGUAGAGUACAUCAAAUAUACACAUACUCGCCAUGUGCACCUAAACCAGCCCAAAGUGAUGCCGACCAAUCUGAAAGGGGCACCUUAACUGGAAGAUAAUCUUUCGUUUCUGUAUCCGUUGCCUUUUUAGUAUUUGGGAGGCA